Abrus precatorius (Indian licorice) is the source of this 3851-nucleotide messenger RNA. Its product is annotated as protein HIRA-like. Gene Ontology annotation, cellular component: HIR complex; nucleus. The coding region runs from base 624 to 3485 and encodes 953 amino acids. The transcript is spliced from 10 exons. The record is from RefSeq and is a predicted model, not a curated record. Gene Ontology annotation, biological process: regulation of DNA-templated transcription; DNA-templated transcription; chromatin remodeling. NCBI's taxonomy places the organism in Eukaryota, Viridiplantae, Streptophyta, Magnoliopsida, Fabales, Fabaceae. Gene Ontology annotation, molecular function: protein binding; nucleosome binding.
ACAUCCAUUUUUUUUAUAUGGUUUUUUUAAUCCAUCAAAUUUUUUUUCGACCAACCCUUUAAUUAACGAGACUCUCUUUACUCCCGUUUUAUUUUAAAAUUCUUUCCUUUAAUUUCUUCAUGUUUUAAUUAUUAGUUUCUUUUGAGAUUUGACCGUCAAAGAGGGAGUUAACUCCUCCAUCUUUGCCAACACUCAUGAUUUUGUAGGGUUUUCGCUUAUUGUCUCCUAAAGCUUGGUGCUUUGUCUUUUUCACUUUUAUUUUAAUUUUUAAGAAAAUAGAAAAAAAAUCUCUCUUUUUUUUUCUUUCAGGGCUGAUCUCAAUUUAUUUAUUUUUUCUAUGAAGAUUAUUGCUUGAUUUUCACGUGCCAAACUUCACUGAAUUUUGCUGACUCUGGUUUUGACAAUGUCUGUUUUUUCGGGGGAGAAGGGUGUUUUAGGAACCGCAAUUUGCAUGGCAUUUCGUAGGUUUUGAAUUGAAUUGGGGAAGGUCUUAGUUCCCCCCACUCCCCUAUUGGGUGAGAAAUGAGAAAAGGUAUUGAAUUUGCUGCAAUUUAUCAGAGUGAAAGGUAGAAGAAGAAGAAGAAGAAACUAUUUUGGGGUGCAAAAGAAGAGAUUUUUGGAAGAUGAUUGCUGAGAAACCUAGCUGGGUUAGGCAUGAGGGCAAGCAAAUUUUCUCCAUUGAUGUUCAACCUGGUGGGCUCCGGUUUGCUACUGGUGGUUGUGACCACAAGGUUCGAAUAUGGAAUAUGAACACUGUUUGCGGGGAAAUGGCUAAUGAUGAGUCUUCUCAGAGGCUUCUUGCAACCCUGCGCGAUCAUUUUGGCUCUGUUAACUGUGUUAGGUGGGCUAAACAUGGGAGGUAUGUUGCAUCAGGGUCGGAUGAUCAGGUGAUAUUGAUUCAUGAGAGAAAACCUGGUUCAGGAACCACAGAAUUUGGCAGUGGAGAGCCACCAGAUAUUGAAAACUGGAAAGUUGCAAUGACUUUGAGAGGGCACACCGCAGAUGUGGUGGAUCUUAAUUGGUCUCCUGAUGACUCUGCAUUGGCUAGUGGGAGUUUGGACAACACUAUCCAUAUAUGGAAUACGAGUAAUGGUGUCUGCACUGCAGUUCUAAGGGGCCACGCUAGUUUGGUUAAGGGGGUUGCAUGGGAUCCUAUUGGAUCUUUUAUAGCAAGUCAAUCUGAUGAUAAAACUGUCAUUAUUUGGAAAACUAGUGAUUGGAGUCUCGCUCAUAGGACAGAUGGUCACUGGGAUAAAUCACUUGGAUCUACCUUUUUCAGGCGACUUGGAUGGUCUCCCUGCGGUCAUUUUAUCACCACUACCCAUGGUUUCCAGAAGCCAAGGCAUUCUGCCCCAGUACUUGAGAGAGGGGAAUGGUCUGCGACAUUUGACUUCUUAGGACACAAUGCUCCAGUUAUUGUGGUGAAGUUUAACCAUUCAAUGUUUAGAAGGGAUUUCUCAAAUGCUCAGGAAGUGAAGUCUGUGCCUGUUGGGUGGGUCAAUGGUGCUUCCAAGACAGGAAGCAAAGAGCCACAGCCAUACAAUGUUAUUGCCAUUGGAAGUCAGGAUCGAACUAUUACUGUAUGGACUACUGCAAGUCCCCGUCCUCUUUUUGUAGCCAAGCAUUUCUUUACUCUGAGUGUUGUAGAUUUAUCUUGGAGCCCUGAUGGAUAUUCACUUUUUGCCUGUUCCUUGGAUGGAACUGUUGCUACAUUUCAUUUUGAGGUGAAAGAACUUGGUCAGAGACUUAGUGAUGCUGAGCUAGAUGAGUUGAAAAGAAAUCGCUAUGGCAACGUGAGGGGCCAUCAAGCCAACUUAGCAGAGAGUCCAGCACAGUUGUUGCUAGAAGCAGCUUCUGCCAAGCAAGCACCUAGCAAAAAAGUUGAUUCUGAUGUCCAGGAAAACCAGACAAUGGCAAAAGGUUAUGUUGAUGUGCACAUUAUUUCAAACAAUACUCAUCCUCUGGUUGAUCAUAUUCAGAAGAAUGGAGGUCUGGUUGAUGAUGCAUUAAACAAAGUUACCACCUCUGUUCGGAUUUCUAGACCUGUCAAACAAAGAGAAUAUAGACGACCUGAUGGCAGAAAAAGAAUUAUUCCAGAAGCUGUUGGAGUGCCUGUUCAGAAGGAAGACAUCUCUUGUGCGGUUCAGUCCCAAGGUCUUGAUUUCCCUCUCAUGUCUUCUGAUCACAGAAAGGAUACCAAUGGGGUUGCAUGUAAUUAUGAUAACACAAGAGCAAAUACAUUGGGUGGUGCACUUGGAAGAAAUUCAGAUUUAAAAGAACGUUCUGGGGUUACUGCUAGGGUGACAAUUUCUGAGAACCUUGUGAUUGAGAAGGUUCCAGCUUCUUCUGGCAGAGAUGGAAAUGUCAACGUUGAGCAGUUGGGAAAUUCAAUGACUACUUGUUCCUUGUCUGCUUCUUGUGCUACUCUUUCCCUUAGGGUAUUUGACAAGAGAGGCAGUGAGGAUACUUCACCUAUUUGUUUGGAAGCACGUCCAAGAGAACAUGCUGUGAAUGACAUUAUACGGGUGGGAACAACAUCCAUGAUGAGAGAAACAGAAAUUUCUUGCACACGGGGAUCUCAAAUGCUUUGGUCUGAUAGGAUAGCUGGGAAAGUCACUGCUUUAGCUGGAAAUCCAAAUUUUUGGGCAGUUGGGUGUGAAGAUGGAUGCCUGCAGAUUUACACAAAAUAUGGGAGACGAGCAAUGCCAACCAUGAUGAUGGGAUCUGCAGCAACAUUUGUGGACUGUGAUGAGUGCUGGAAAUUAUUGAUGGUAACAAGAAAUGGAUCUCUUUAUUUAUGGGAUUUAUUCAACCGAACCUGUCUCCUUCAUGACUCGUUGGCUUCUCUUGUCACUUCAAGCUCUAACUCAUCUGCUAAAGAUGCUGACACUAUUAAAGUUAUAUCUGCUAAGCUAUCAAAAUCUGGUGCUCCUCUUGUUGUUUUGGCCACUCGCCAUGCUUUCCUAUUCGACAUGAGUCUCAAGUGUUGGCUAAGGGUGGCAGAUGACUGCUUCCCUGCAUCAAAUUUUGCCAGCUCUUGGAGUUUAGGCUCAAUUCAAAGUGGUGAACUGGCUGCUUUGCAGGUUGAUGUUAGAAAAUAUUUAGCUCGGACGCCAGGUUGGAGUAGAGUGACUGAUGAUGGAGUGCAGACACGUGGUCACUUGGAGGUUCAGUUGGCCUCUUCUUUGGCUUUGGAAUCUCCUAACGAAUAUCGCCAAUGCCUAUUGUCCUAUGUACGCUUUCUUGCAAGAGAACCAGAUGAAUCUAGACUACGAGAAGUCUGUGAGAGUUUCCUUGGACCUCCACCAGGGAUGGCUGAAGAAGCAUCUUCAGAUUCAAAGAGCUUAGCAUGGGAUCCUUUUGUGCUUGGAAUGAGGAAACACAAACUCCUCGUUGAAGAUAUUCUUCCAUCCAUGGCAUCAAACAGGGAAGUCCAGAGAUUGCUUAAUGAAUUCAUGGAUCUGGUAUCUGAAUUCGGACGUUAAUCAAGACCAAAGAAAUCUAGUAUUACUCAAGACAUCUUCACUUGCAACUAGAGCCGGUAUAAAGGGUCAGCUCGAUGGACUAGGCCGAAAAAACUCGUUAAAUGGACGGGUUUGGACUCUAAAAAACAAGGUUCAAAAUUACUUAGGGCUAUUAUGGCCUAAUCCAGAUAAGUCUGAUGCUCGGUAGGACUUUAACUUGGCUAGUCCAUGCGGGCUCAGGCAGUGUGCAUGUACACAUAUUUAUUUAUUUAUUUUUGUGGACUUAUUAUGUAUAUAGACUUUUUGUCUUUGAAAUAUUUUUUAAUUGUGAAAUUAUUUAUAUUUUUGUAGAUUUAUUAUGUGUAUAGAAGUAAAAAAAAUAAUUAC